AUGGCCAAGGAGUGGAUUAAUUUCGUAUCCACGCUCUCUGAACUAAGUAAUCUUAAGAUUCCUAGAUUUGUAUUCCAGAAAAAUCACAUAGUGCUCCAUGGAUUUGCAGAUGCGUCAUCUUCGGCAUACGGAGCUGCAAUCUAUGUUCAAGCUUUGCCAGUUUCGGGAUUGCCAACCGUUCGACUUUUGUGUAGCAAGUCACGAGUUGCACCUAUAAAAACCUUAUCAAGGUUGCCAGGUUGCCUUCUAUUAUCCAGAUUGAUGGAUAAAGUGAUAUCUUCGUUGAAUGUUAAAGUAGAAAAAGUAAUUCUUUGGUCUGAUUCUACGAUUUCUCUUGCUUGGAUUAGAAAAUCACCACGCUUACUAAAAACUUUCGUGAGUAACAGAGUCGCUUUAAUACAAGAGCUUACGGAAUCAUACCAAUGGAAAUAUGUGCCAUCUGAAUGUAACCCAGCUGAUGUCAUAUCGCGUGGACUGCAUGCAAACGACAUUCUUACGUGUGAUAUCUGGUGGAAUGGACCAGACCUUCUUCGUGAGGACGUGCAUUAUCCAGAACAACCUCUUGCGCCUACGACUGAUAAUGACUAUGUCAAGGAACUAAAAUGUUUAUCAGACUCUAAUUUUGCAAUAUUAGAAAAUAAUUCUAGUUUAGCUUCUCUCUUAAAUCGAACAAAUAAUUAUAUGAAAUUAAUCAAAAUUUUUAGGUUCUUCAGAAUCAUUAGGAAUAAGGAAAGGGUUUCAGGGACUAUAUCCUUAGAGGAACGGAAAGGGGCCGAGUUAACAUUGACUAAGGAAGUGCAGAAAGAUGAGUUUUAUUCUGAUAUCGAGUCACUUAAGAGGGAUAGCCAGGUACCUCGUAGGAGCAAGCUUAAAUCGUUAAAUCCAUUCAUAAUGAUGGAAUCUUACGCGUCGGUAGCAGACUGGCGCAGUCUCAGGUAA
Molecule: messenger RNA, 939 nt
Organism: Stegodyphus dumicola
Lineage: Eukaryota; Metazoa; Arthropoda; Arachnida; Araneae; Eresidae
Source: RefSeq, a predicted model, not a curated record